Messenger RNA from Pogona vitticeps (central bearded dragon), 2098 nucleotides. It is a transcript of the gene D2HGDH, whose product is annotated as D-2-hydroxyglutarate dehydrogenase. NCBI's taxonomy places the organism in Eukaryota, Metazoa, Chordata, Lepidosauria, Squamata, Agamidae. Gene Ontology annotation, cellular component: mitochondrion. The record is from RefSeq and is a predicted model, not a curated record. Gene Ontology annotation, molecular function: catalytic activity; FAD binding.
CCUCCCUGGGAGCGGUUGGGUCGGGCAAAGACUAGGAGGAGCGGGCGGUCGAGGGCCCGGCUGGAGCUGCUGGGCACCAAAGAAGGGACGGGAGCCUCCGCGGCGCCCUCAGACGUGAGUACGCCAAGGGCCUGGGCCAGGGUGCGCCCAAGAGUUUCCGCUUUGGGAGCGUGCUUGGCCACUCACUGUUCCAGUUCUCCAAGCUUUCGUGGUGCACGCCAGGAGCAUUAGCCUGACCUAACAGGUUAAUCAUGUCUCUUUCCAGCAUUGUGAGACACUGCUAUUUUAGACACCACUUGACCUUCCCUGAGUUGCAAACCAGAUGCCAAAGAAGAAUUUCAAGUGUAUGGAGCACAUCUGCUACCCAGUCCGAAAGUAUGAAAAAAAUAACAACACCAAAGAGAGACAUACUUAUGCCAUCCGUCCAAUGGUUCAUCAGUUACUUGGUCGGGAGACAUCUACAUGCUACCCAGCUUCACCUCCAGGAAGUGAUGCUCACUAGUGAGCGAUAUGAUGUACAGAGGCUGCCUUUUGCCACUGUUUCUGAUGCUGACUUGUCUUUCUUUGAACAUCUUAUGCCUGAUAGAGUUGUCACUGCUUCAGAUGAACUGAAGUCCUUCAAUGUGGACUGGCUGAAGUCAAUGAGAGGCUGCAGUAAAGUGUUGCUGAAGCCACGGACAACAGGAGAAGUAUCCGAGAUCCUCAGGUACUGCAGUGAGAGGAACUUGGCUGUGAACCCUCAGGGGGGUAACACUGGCCUCGUUGGGGGUAGUGUCCCUGUCUUUGAUGAGAUCAUUCUCUCCACAGCUCUAAUGAACCAGGUCAUCAGCUUCGACAGUAUUUCUGGCAUCUUGGUUUGUCAGGCUGGCUGCAUUUUAGAAAACCUCAACCAGUAUCUGGAGGAGCUGGAUUUCAUCAUGCCUCUUGACCUCGGAGCCAAGGGGAGUUGCCAUAUUGGAGGAAAUGUUGCCACAAAUGCUGGUGGUUUGCGGCUCCUGAGGUAUGGCUCCCUCCGAGGGACGGUCCUGGGACUAGAAGUGGUGCUGGCUGAUGGCACCAUUCUGAAUUGUCUGACUUCUCUGAGGAAAGACAAUACCGGUUAUGACUUGAAGCAGUUGUUCAUUGGAUCGGAGGGGACAUUGGGGAUCAUCACUGCCGUGUCUGUCCUCUGUCCACGGAAACCCAAGAGUGUGAAUCUAGCAUUUUUUGGUUGUUCAGGCUUUUCUCAAGUUCUGAAGACCUUCACCACCUGCAAGGGCAUGCUAGGAGAGAUCCUAUCUGCCUAUGAGUUCAUGGACAAUGAAUGCAUGCAAUUGGUGGAGAGACACCUCAAUCUGACCAACCCAGUGGCAGAAAGCCCUUUCUACGUGCUAAUUGAGACUUCGGGCUCCAAUUCUGCUCAUGAUGAGGAAAAACUGAGCCACUUUCUGGAACAUGUCAUGGCCUCUAAUUUAGUCAUAGAGGGAACUCUAGCUUCUGAAGAUAAAAAGAUAAAGGCACUAUGGGCUUUACGGGAACGGAUCACAGAGGCUCUGACUUGUGAUGGUUGUGUUUACAAAUACGACAUUUGUCUCCCUGUGGAAAGAAUCUAUGAUCUUGUGACUGAGAUGCGGACACGUCUGGGCAAAGGUGCCAAGAAUGUGGUGGGCUAUGGCCAUCUAGGAGAUGGAAACCUGCACCUGAACAUCACAACAGAGUCCUACAGUCAGUCACUCCUGGAUGCUAUUGAACCAUAUGUGUAUGAGUGGACUUCCAAGUAUCGUGGAAGCAUCAGUGCAGAACAUGGCUUGGGCUUCAAGAAGAAGCAUUAUAUCCACUACAGUAAGCCUGAGAAGGCAGUCUUUCUCAUGCAACAAUUCAAGUCUAUGUUGGACCCCAAAGGGAUUCUCAACCCUUACAAGACUUUACCAGCAAAAGUCAUAUGAUUGUCUCUCGGCAGGUGGAAAAAAACCCUCUCUUUUGUUUGGAGACUUUUUUAGUACAAUGUCUUUAGGUAGCUGUAAACAAAUAGUGAAACUGUAGUUGGAAAUGAAGCCUUGGGGUUGCUUUUGUUUUUUCUAGAGUGCAAAAAUGGUAAAAGAGUUGAGUUCUAUUUCUA